CCUUGAGGCCCGAGGGAGGUACAAGUACAUGUUUAAUUAAGGAAACUGGUGAUGAAAUGAUAGACAGGAGUCGACCAAGCUGAAACACUUGAUCACCCUCUUGUACAUGAGGUACUGUACUGUACUGUACUGUAGUGACAUGUCCCUUUCCGGGUAAAGUCAAGGGACCCUGCGACCGUUUGUCACUUGUGUACAGUCAGUUAGGUCGUCAUUUCAUCUUGUCUUGUCCUGAGUUUCUUGAUGCCGCUAAAUUAAUUCAGUUUAGGUCUACGAGCGAGAAUGCCCCACGUUACGUUGCGCCCCGUUGCCGAGCGGGUGGCGCAGUACAAGACCCAAGAGGCAAAAUCACAAAAAGACGGCGGGGAAACGGUUUUCUCUCGUAAAGAACCUUAAGGGACAGAGCCAAUUACUUGAGCGUCAGAUAUCAAACUGAAACGAGAGGUUGAGAGGGGGCCCAUAGGUACAUAGAUGCAGCUGGCGAUCUAAUUCCAGCAUCAAAUUCCAGUCGCGAACCCUGCAGCAACAGAAGAUCUCCAGAGACCAGCCUUGCAAAUGCACAAGCGAUGAUGUAAGGCUGCUAGCGUAGACAGCGGCUACCUACGUCACUAGACCCAGGACAAAGACCGGGGGCCAUUCCCCACUGCUCCCCGGAAUUAGGGUGCGGUUACAGGGGCCUAUUCCCAUUAUUGAGGAACUUUCUCUCUGUCUGGGAGACAGCAAUGAGAAGAAAAGAGAUGAGAUGAAAUGGAUUCAGAGCACGAGGAUGAAUCGGCCAGAUCGCCGUCACACAAGUAAUCGUGCUGAGCGACACUGAGGAACAUGCAAUUGCCCACCAAAAACUUGGAGCGUAUAACCACGAGGACGGUUCGCCAGGUACCUAACUACAGUACUGUCACCCACCAUCAAGCAUCACCACUUACUUGUACAGUCACUCACUCACUGUACAAUUACGGUUGUCUAAGCCCGAAAUCUACACACCCACCACACACAUUACAUUCCCUUCCUACCUUACCCUUCUAUCAAGUGACGGCUGUUCCUCUCUCUGCCCCUACGCCUCUUCCGCGUGCCUGUUCCAGCCAAACGGAUACUUACUACCUACGUCUUUGUACCUCUUCCCCCCCAACCUUCAUCUGGACUGGGCUGGACUGGGCUUCCAUCUCAUGGAUCCAUAACCUGAUAAACCAUCCCCUCCAUCUUCUACUGUAGCAUCCAAUCUUCCCUUUUUUCCCGUCCCAACCCUUCUACUUUCCUUGCCGCUCUCUUCUUAUUCAUCCUUGGGGAAAAAAAAUAUUUACCUGCCUUUAUUUACUUGGCAUCCAUCAACCCAACUCUUGCACUUUGACAACACAGCUCUCUUCUACGAUACUAACAACUACCUGGGAGCGCCCACUCUUCCAACCUCUCCAACGUCGACUCAAAACUAUAUUAAAUUAUACUACAUUACACAUUUAGCUUUAACAUCGCUAUCAAAGCUCGUCUGAGCUCAAACAACAAGCCAUGAGCGGUGGCUCAACCGUCCAACGCAUCGAUGCUCUCGAUGCCUUCGCUCGAACCCUCUAUCUUCGCGCCAAACAAUCAGGUCUUCCAUUUACUGAAGUCGCGACUGCGGUUCGAAAUCUACAUAUAGCCCUGCGACAUCUGCGCAUCGAAGCAGCCGACCAAGAUUCAGUUCUCAGCAAUGUCCAAACCUCGUCCGCGUCCGUCUACAGUCGCCAGCUCGAGCCUCUCGUCGAUGACUGUGAAUUCACCCUCGGCCAACUUGAGCGUCAUCUAUAUAAGUAUGGCGAUGGCCGCGCUGUCAUGCCAGAAGAUGAGCGCCAGCGCGACCAAGAACUCUCUAUCAUCAAGCAUAAACUGGUUGGGGACAAGACGAGUGUAGAGAUGUUCCUCGACGCCGUUCAGCUGCAUGCCGAGAACAAACCCGCCAGGGUUGUUGAAGGCCAAGAGGGGCUUGAGAAAAUCAAGGAUGUGGUUGACGAAAUCGCCACUAAACUAUUCCGAAACCGCAACGAGGGCAGUUUUACUGACGACGAGGAUGGUCUUUGGCGCGAGUUCAAGAUCGAGCUCGAAGCUCAAGGGUUCUCCCCCCAAGUGCUACGCAAACACAAAGAUGUUCUACGAGCAUACGUUCGCGAACUCGAGUCCGUUCAGAACCAGUACGGCGGUAACUAUCCCACCGUGAGAGGCCUCUUGGAGCAUGAAGCAAGAUCACAGCCCACCUCGCCCCAAGAGCUUGACAGUAGUCCUUACAGAAAAUACCCACCCGUUAUUAUCACUGGUGGGCGAGGGCGGUCAAACAGCGACACCGCGCGAGAGCCUAUUUCGUCGUCCCCAAGAGAUGUCGACAAUGAAUCUGACUACUCCAUGGCAAUGGUGUCGACCCAGGAUCUCCUCGCCAUGGAUAACCUCAACACGCGAAUGGCAAAUCUGAAUGUCCAGGGCACCGACCAGUACAGUUUGUCUCCUGGACAUAGACAGAUGCCACCAAACAGUUUACCAGGUGUUGCAGAGUUAUCGAGCUCCCCAAUCACACGCCACAUUGAGUCAUCUCCACGCUCCAUGCCCCCCAUGCCUCAUUAUAUCAAUAGCGGGCCCCCCUCUUACGGGACCAGUCCCCGGAGCAGCGCUCCUCGACUUGCUCCUGAUCGAUGGGGUAAUGAGAUUCCUCCUGAUGCCCAGUGGACCAGAAUUAGACGGGAGCUAGUUAGCCCCGAGGUCCUUGAACGAGCUGGUGUGCGCUAUGAAGCUCGUCCAGACUACGUUGCAGUCUUGGGCCGUUUGACUCGAGAACAAGUGUCUGAGUUCGCCCGUGAAAGUGCUGCCUGUCGAGCUGCUCGUUCACGACGUGGUCCUCCGCCUCGCAAGCACGACCACCACUCUGAGCGGCGCGAUUCGAAGAGUAGCCGGGAAGACGAUGAUGAUGAUAGCGGAGUUUUCGACGAGACCGAUAUCUCAGACGAUGAGGAAGACAAGUCGUCUGAUAAAGGAACCAAGAGUUAUCCGUUUAUCGUCAAUCCUCCCACAAAGAACCCGACAUCUCCUUCGAGCACAACAAUGCCUAAGCCAAUUCUCAAGAACAAAAACGAAAACCACGUGCGCUUCGACCCAGAGCCGUACGAGGUUGACGCCCGAAGUCCCCGAUCAUACAGGGAUGAUCGCCAUCGUGAUCGUGAGCGCCGGCGACAGAGCCCUACCAGAUCAUCGCGACGUUCGCGAAGAUACUCUGAUAGCGCAGAUCGCCACUCACGAAGCGAUAGACAUGGCGACUAUUACUACGACAGCGGAAAGCGGUACCAUCGCGAGAGAGAUCGUGACCGUGACCGUGACCGUGACCGCGACCGCGACCGCGAGCGGGAUCGCGACAGAGAUCGCGAUAGGAGAAGCACCAGGAGGGAAGAUCGCCCUCAAGGAAAAAAGAAAUGGGGUGAAACUCUUGGCGCUGUUGGCAUUGGCGGUGCAGCCGUGAGCCUUUUGAGCGUCCUCGCUGAAGCAGCAUCUUGAUCUUCAACGGGCUGGUUCCGUAUCAAAUUACCUUUUCACUUCCCUUUGUCAUUUCCUUACUAUGACUUUGGUUUCCGUACUGCGUUUUUGGAUAUGUAACAAAGCCAACUGUAAGAUGAACUGGAUCACAGAACAAGAUGGGAACAGAGAAAACAAAGGAAAAGAGUUUGUCAUUUUUGUAUGCCUUGUUGGAACUUAUGUAUGCAGUUAUACCACGGAUGGCAUGUAUGUCUCCGACAGAGACUAUCAGGAGACUAUGGCAGGAUUAGAUACCCACGAUAAGAUGACACCAGAACAUAGCAGUUAUGAAUCAGAUUUUUGUUAUCAUUUGCCAU
Messenger RNA from Fusarium verticillioides 7600, 3836 nucleotides. RefSeq lists its product as hypothetical. Bases 1498 to 3501 code for a protein of 667 amino acids. Lineage: Eukaryota; Fungi; Ascomycota; Sordariomycetes; Hypocreales; Nectriaceae. The transcript is spliced from 2 exons. The record is from RefSeq and is a predicted model, not a curated record.